Molecule: messenger RNA, 2394 nt
Organism: Cyphellophora attinorum
Lineage: Eukaryota; Fungi; Ascomycota; Eurotiomycetes; Chaetothyriales; Cyphellophoraceae
Exons: 2
Coding region: 1-2394 (797 amino acids)
Source: RefSeq, a predicted model, not a curated record
AUGGAAGGUCUGGCCUUCGCUCCACGAAAAGCGUCUCUCGAAACCGAGCAUGCCUGGUAUGGCUCUUACAGAUGGCCUGCGCAACAAUACCAUCACUACGAGAAGCUCAAGAGGCUCGAAGAUCUGGUAGAUAACAAUUCCUCCGUCCUCAACCAGACGUUCGGUUAUCUGCAACAUACUCACGAAAUAGGACUUUCGAUAGACAGUGGUCACGGCUGGCUAGAAGGUCCUGAUAUGUCCGACCUGGCACUCUUCAAGCUCCGUCAGACCAAGGGAACCAAGGUAUUCGGACAGGCCUUCGAGAACGAGCACGCUUGGCAAGCAUAUGGCCGAGAUGAGUACUUCAAAUGGGCACAGCAUAAUACGAUAAACAAGCUCUUGACAUACCUAGCGUCCAAGCCUGGCACAACAGACUCGGUAAAGAUGCUGGAUGUGAUCUCGGCUUUUCAUGUCCGUGAGAGGGGAUCGUUUAUGGACGCACAACGCCAGCCAGACUACAAUCCAGAUUGCCAUACUGGAGGUAGAGCGCCUCCUGCAAAUACUGCUCCUGGUGGAGCCCCGCCGGGACCUGGCCAAGGUCCUCCCGGGCCGCAAAUGAUGCCAUUCCCAGGCGCGCCCCAAAUGAAUCAGCAGCAGCUACAAGCUCUUGGACCAUGGAACCCUCAGCUAAACCUUCAGCAGCAACUGCUUGCACACGCGAAUCAGCAGCUGCAAGCUCAGCCUCCAGCACCAAAUCAACAGAACGUCUGGAUAAACCCGCAGUUACAAAAUUUGGGAAUGCCAAAUAUGAAUUUCCCGCCAGGGGGGCCUCUGCCACCCCAAAACCAAGCACUUCCGCCACCGCAAGUUAUGGGCACCGCGCCCUGCUACACCGGCUACGAAGUCCAGAAGACGUAUCAUCUACUGCAAUGGCCUCUGAUUUUCAAUGGGCACAAUCUAGCUGCUGAGACGGGUGGGUGCCUCAAGUCGGUGCAAGCUUGCGUUGCAAAUCCUACAGAAUUUCCCAUUCUUCCUGGCUGCUUGACCGAACAGCAAGUCCAGUGGCUCAUGGAGACAGUCUGGGCCCAGAGGACCUUCUUGUCUGCCUACACCAACGCCAUUAUCAAUAACGCCGCCAGGCUACGACACGUCCACACGCUGACCAUCGCUAAACUCUCGUCCGGCCUGCUCCCAUCACUCGAUCAGCCCAAGUUCUGGGAUUCGUUGCCCUCCCUGCGACGACUGACGCUCCUCGUGGCACCAGACUGGAGGAAGGAGCAUCAGCACCAAAAUGUCUACGUCCAGAGAGCAUCGCUGAUCUCGCCGGUAGAUGCCGUGGAGAAGUUCGCAGAGUUCCUGCAAAAGAACGUCUGUCGGCUAGAGAAGCUUUUCCGAGCUACUUUUGGUUGGGCUGGCGGCGGAGAGCAUGCUAUCGGCAUCUGUGCGCGCAACCAACACCUAAUGCCGGCGCCAAUCAUCCGCAAUGUCGAUGCAUGGAUUUCCGACCACGAUGCGUCCCUAAAGGGUGAUCCCGGAGAAAUGCUCAAGUUCGAGCAUCUGUGCGAUUUGACAUUCGAGAACUGCUGGUUCAGUCCAUAUAUGCUGGAGACGUUCAUGAGAAAGAGCCAUGAUACCAGCCUCCGGACCUUGACGCUCAACUCAGUCAGCAUGCUCGUCCGUCACAGCACAGCGCCACAGAUGACGGCAAGCAUGACGACGAUCGGCCAUCGUCUAGCCUGUGCACACGACGAGGAGAAUUGGCUGCAGGAAGUCCUCCCGCCGUCAGCGACCUGGACAGAAGUCCUCGAUCGAAUAACACCAGGGAAGACUUUAGAGGAGCUCAAAUACGACGCCAACCUCAUCGACCGUGAAGAACACCCAAUGCCCGCCCGGGCAUACCGCGGCCGACUGCAGCGAAUAGUGCUCAACAGCUGCGGCUACGCUUAUGUGAACGUACCCGUCGAGAGGUUCCAUCAGCGAGAUCUCGUCUGGCAGCCUCAGGGAUCUACAGAUCCAGGACUUUCUGCCCGGGAGGCCGCCCUGAGAGGUCGCUACCAGGUACUGAACGAUACCCCGAAAUUGAGUAAGAUUAUCGCUAGGUACGGGAUCGCUGAGGCUCAUUACAAUAAGAACGAUAGAACAGUUGAUUUGGGUCCUGUAAUGUUGGGAUACCGCUGGGGCACGCCCGAGAGCAAUACUGCUACUGCUACGAAUUAUCGCGGUCUUGGCACGUUGACGCAGUGCGUUCACCCCAUUGAGAAACGCGUCCUGGAGCACGCCUGGGGUAUGCGCUUUGGAUGGGGUGAUGACCUCGAGCGCUGGGCUGCUGUGGAGGAUAAUCAAUUGGAGGGUGGUACGGGUCGGUUCAGUGGUGUCAUCCUGGCGAGGGGGCUAGAGGAUGAUGAUGAUGAGUAG